CGCAAUGCGGAAGGGACGGCGGGGCCGGGGCGGAAGUGAGGUCCCGCCGGCUCCCGCGGCACGGAGCGGAGCGGGCGGCCGUUGGUGGCAGGUGGCGCGGCCGGACUGCCUCUGAUAAAGGCAAAAUGGCUUUCAGUAAAGGAUACCGUGUCUAUCACAAGCUGGAUCCACUUCCAUUCAGUGUGAUAGUGGAAACCAGAAACAGAGAAGAAUGUCUCAUGUUUGAAUCCGGAGCUGUGGCUGUCCUCUCUGCUGCAGAAAAAGACACAAUCAAGAAUGCCUACUCCAAAGUAAUGGAUGCAUAUGGGCUCUUGGGUGUAUUAAGAUUAAACCUUGGAGAUACAUUGUUACACUAUCUGGUUCUGGUAACAGGAUGCAUGUCUGUGGGAAAGAUCCAAGACUCUGAAGUUUUUCGAGUUACUUCCACUGAAUUUGUAUCAUUACGCAUUGAUUCAACAGACGAGGAUCGUAUUUCAGAAGUUCGCAAAGUUUUGAACUCUGGAAAUUUUUAUUUUGCGUGGUCUGCAACUGGUGUCAGUUUAGAUCUUAGUCUCAAUGCUCACCGCAGCAUGCAGGAGCACACCACUGACAAUAGGUUUUUCUGGAACCAGUCACUGCAUUUACAUCUGAAGCACUAUGGUGUGAACUGUGAUGACUGGUUGUUACGUCUCAUGUGUGGGGGAGUGGAGAUAAGGACAAUUUAUGCGGCUCACAAGCAGGCAAAGGCUUGUCUGAUUUCACGUCUAAGCUGUGAACGGGCUGGCACGAGAUUUAAUGUCCGGGGAACAAAUGAUGAUGGUCACGUAGCUAAUUUUGUUGAAACAGAGCAGGUGAUAUUUUUAGACGAUUCUGUGUCAUCUUUCAUACAGAUUCGAGGGUCUGUUCCAUUAUUUUGGGAACAGCCAGGCCUGCAGGUGGGAUCCCAUCGUGUCAGAAUGUCAAGGGGUUUUGAGGCAAAUGCACCAGCUUUUGACAGGCAUUUCCAAACUCUUAAAAAUUUAUAUGGCAAGCAAAUUAUUGUAAAUUUACUUGGGGCAAAAGAAGGGGAGCACAUGCUCAGCAAAGCUUUUCAGAGCCAUUUGAAAGCUUCUGAACAUUCAGCUGAUAUCAAAAUGGUGAACUUCGAUUAUCAUCAAAUGGUUAAAGGUGGAAAGGCAGAAAAACUACACAGCGUGCUUAAACCUCAAGUCCAGAAAUUCUUAGAAUGUGGAUUUUUUUAUUUUGAUGGAAAGGAAGUUAAAAGAUCUCAAAGUGGUACUGUCAGAACAAACUGCUUGGACUGUCUGGAUAGAACAAACAGCGUGCAGGCUUUCUUUGGCUUGGAGAUGCUAACAAAACAACUGGAGGUAUUAGGAUUAGCUGAGAAGCCUCAACUGGUUACUCGCUUUCAGGAAGUUUUCAGAUCCAUGUGGUCUGUGAAUGGUGAUUCUGUCAGUAAAAUCUAUGCUGGAACUGGAGCCCUUGAAGGAAAAGCUAAGGCUGGAAAGCUGAAGGAUGGUGCUCGUUCUGUGACCAGAACGAUUCAAAAUAACUUUUUUGAUAGCUCCAAGCAGGAGGCCAUUGAUGUUUUGUUAUUGGGAAAUACCCUAAAUAGUGAUUUAGCAGAUAAAGCACGGGCUCUCUUAACCACCAGCAGUUUACGCGUUUCAGAGCAAUCAUUACAAUCAGCAUCUGUAAAAGUGCUAAAGAGUAUGUGUGAAAACUUUUAUAAGUAUGCAAAACCGAAAAAAAUUAGAGUCUGCGUUGGGACGUGGAAUGUCAACGGAGGGAAGCAGUUUCGAAGUAUUGCCUUUAGAAAUCAGACCCUCACUGACUGGCUUCUAGAUGCACCGAAGUUAGCUGGUAUUCAUGAGUUCCAAGAUCGCAAAAGCAAGCCUGUAGACAUAUUUGCCAUUGGAUUUGAAGAAAUGGUGGAGUUAAAUGCAGGAAACAUUGUGAAUGCCAGCACAACCAAUCAGAAGCUCUGGGCUGCUGAACUACAGAAGACUAUAUCAAGAGAUUACAAGUAUGUGCUGCUGGCUUCUGAGCAACUGGUGGGCGUCUGCCUUUUUGUGUUCAUCAGGCCCCAGCAUGCUCCUUUUAUCAGGGAUGUUGCUGUUGAUACCGUAAAGACUGGCAUGGGAGGAGCCACUGGUAAUAAAGGUGCAGUAGCAAUUCGGAUGUUGUUUCAUACAUCCAGUCUUUGCUUUGUCUGCAGUCAUUUUGCUGCAGGACAAUCACAAGUUAAAGAGAGAAAUGAAGACUUCAUAGAAAUAGCUCGCAAGCUCAGUUUUCCAAUGGGAAGGAUGCUCUUUUCCCAUGAUUAUAUCUUUUGGUGUGGUGACUUUAAUUAUCGAAUCGAUAUUCCAAAUGAGGAGGUUAAGGAGCUAAUACGACAACAGAACUGGGAUCCCCUUAUAGCAGGAGACCAGCUUAUCAAUCAGAAAAAUUCUGGACAGAUUUUUAGGGGGUUUUUGGAAGGGAAAAUAAAUUUUGCUCCUACAUACAAAUAUGAUCUUUUUUCUGAUGACUAUGACACCAGUGAAAAAUGUCGUACACCAGCAUGGACAGAUCGUAUCCUUUGGAGAAGAAGAAAAUGGCCUUUUGACCGAUCAGCUGAAGACCUCGAUCUUCUGAAUGCUAGUUUUCAUGAUGACAGCAAUGUCCCCUAUACAUGGAAUCCUGGUACUUUGUUGCACUACGGAAGAGCAGAGUUGAAAACAUCUGAUCAUAGGCCUGUGGUUGCACUGAUUGACAUUGACAUAUUUGAAAUUGAAGCAGAAGAGAGACAAAAAGUUUAUAAGGAGGUGAUUGCAAUGCAAGGACCACCUGAUGGUACUGUAAUGGUCUCCAUCAGAAGUUCUUCAGCUGAAGAAAACUAUUUUGAUGAUAACUUGAUUGAUGAUCUUCUUCAAAAAUUUGCAAACUAUGGUGAAGUUAUACUUAUAAGGUUUGUGGAAGACAAGAUGUGGGUAACAUUUCUGGAAGGAAGCUCUGCUUUGAAUGUUAUGAAUUUGAAUGGUACUGAGCUGCUAGGAAGGGUUAUAAACAUAAGCUUGAAAAAUCCAGAUUGGAUCAGAAGUUUGGAAGAUGAGAUGAAUCUAGAGAAGAUUAACAUUGGGCUGCCUUCAUCGACAAGUUCCACUCUGCUUUGUGAAGAUGCUGAGGUUACUGCAGACUAUGAUAUGGAAGGAGACAUUGAUGACUACAGUGCCGAAGUAGAAGAAAUCCUUCCUCAGCAUCUACAGCCAACUUCAAGCUCUGGUCUUGGAACCUCCCCAGGCUCUUCACCACGUUCCAGUCCUUGUCAAUCCCCUACGCUGUCAGAUGGACCUACGCUCCCAGUGAGACCGAGCCGAGCACCAGCAAAAACUCCUGGACCACCUGUUUCCACACACACUGAAUUGCAGCUUGGUACCCAGCAGAAAGAGUCUUCGCAGAGCUUGGAGCCUAAGCGUCCUCCACCACCUCGCCCUGUUGCUCCCCCUGCACGCCCUGCUCCUCCACAGAGGCCACCUCCACCAUCAGGCGGUAGGAGUCCUGCACCUGCUAGAAAGGAAUUUGGAGGUCUUGGAGCUCCUCCCAGUCCUGGGGUAGCUAGGAGAGAAGUAGAAGCACAAAAAAGUCCUGGAACACAAAGAAAAGAUAACUUAGUUCGUAAUCAGCCUCCACCUUCAACUGGAAUUUCAAGUGCAGGAACUGCUGGAUAUGGUGCAACCAGACCGACUGUUCCACCUCGAGCUGGAGUUAUUAGUGCACCACAAAGCCAUGUCCGUCCCUCUGGGGGAAGACCAGCUCCUGAACCUCAGACCAAACCAGCUGAACCACCAAGGGUGACUUCCAAAAUACUUUUAAAUACAACUGAAGAACUGUUGUGGUUUAACCCUGGCCGGCAACCUGGCACCACGCAUCAGCUCGCUCACUCCCCUCUCACCCAGAGGGAGGGGGAGGAGAAGUGGAAAGGCUCACCAUUGCUUCCUGAACCACUAAAACCUCAGGCUGCUGGACCUGCUCAGCCUACCACUCAGCCACCACCUGUGCUAAGGAUGCAGGAGCCUCUGAUACCUGUGGCAUUGCAUCCAUCUCAGACAAGUGCCCCACCAAGUCUGGAACCCCCACAACCACCUCCUCGCAGCCGAUCAUCUCACAGUUUGCCUUCUGAUUCUGCUCCUUCACAGCAGCAGAUAAAAACAAAUGGAACGUACAGCUCUAAACUUGAAACACAGUUAAAUAGUGACCCUUUUGAAGAUUUGUCGUUUAAGCUGCUUGUGUCAAAGAUGCAGACGUCUGUUCAAACAUCACCUGUUCCCACUUUGAACCAAAAGGAGUUGAUGCAGUUGCCUUCCACAACACAAAGAGAUGCUGAUAUUUUGAAUCCUGUAAAUUGCAUGCCAGCAACACCUCCUAUUCCAACCUUUAACAUAUCCCAGGAACAUAAGCGUAGCUCUCCAAAUCCAUUUACUACUGGACUGAACUGCACAAAUCCGUUCACUGAAAGAACUCCUACUGCUGGAAACCCAUUUAGAACAGAAACACGAGAGUCUGAAAUAACUUCACGUUUACUAGAAGGACGUGCUGCUUGCAAUCCUUUCCCUUCUCUAAAUCCCCCCAGCUGUAAUACAAGCAAGCCUGCAUUUUCUGUCAUUGCAUCUGAAAACACUUUUUGCUUGCGAAGUAAAUCUCUCAUGGUAAAAAAUGUACAGCCAAAAGGAUGGGUAACGUUUGAUGAUGAGGAGGAAAAUUUCAACAUAAAGCUAAAGCCAUCUAACAGUGUUCCAGAUCUUAAGCGAAUCAGUUCCAGGAAGUCAGCUGGAUCUCCAGAGUUGCUGGGCACUGAACAAAAUACUUUUCUUGGUUCAGACUUCAACUUUGAUGAUGACUGGAGUAAAAGUUCUACCGAUUGCUUCUAUACAAUGCCAGCAAGAAGACUACCUGCACCUCCUAUACCGUCACGACUAACCAGCAACAGAUCCCCCGCAGAUCCUUUCACUUCUUCGGCACCUAAGGUGUCACCAACACAAGAUUUUACAGAAAGAUAGGUGUUAAAAAAUAUAAGAGGUUAUAUUUGUUGAUACAUUUAUCCAGUAGAAUAAUUGGGCAUUUGAGAUUAUUCUGUGUGCAAUAAUUAAUUGUCAAAUGCACUGAAACUUAACUAUUCAUAAACAGCCACUAUUGUUUGUGUGUAAAUUUUGGAUAUGUAUAUAUGGUAGAGCACAAAAAAUUGUCUGAAAUUUAAUAAAAUCCCGAUGUAAUAGUAUUUGCAUAGACAGAGAAAAGAAGGAUGAACUACUAAUCUCAUUAAAAUAUACCAAUCUUGGAUAUAGUUUUUGCUUAGGGAGCUCUCUCAUUUCGAUUCCCCUUUGUGGAAUUUCAAAAAAAGAGGCUCCCUGCUGGUAGCCUCCCCACUCCCUUUUUACUGUUUUGUUAAUUGAUAUUUAUAAGUAUUUACCAAAGAGCUGCCAAAGUUUGAGAUUUGAAUGUUGACAAGUAUUGUUUAGAAGUUGUUUAAUUUAUAAGAGGCUAUGGAUAUUUGUAAGGCGUAUAUUUGAACUUGAGGCACAACAAAAAUGGUCUAAUUUCAAAAUAGAAACAAAACUUUGCAUAUUAAUAUAUUCAAUAUUUCACUUUAAUCUUCUGUGUCAGUACAUUUCAGCUAUUAAAUCUUAUUGUGACAUAUACUCACUAUCAUUACUUCAGAGUAAUUGUUCCAUAUCAUCCAUUUAUUCAUCACUAUUUUAAAGAUACCUUCUUCAACAAAUUGUAAACAACUGAUACAACAAAUUUCUCCUCAACCUCUGGAAAAAAAUUCCCCUUGGGUUUUGAGAUACAAGCCAGUCUUUUCCAGUUGCAGACAACAUGGUGGAGUUGGCUUGUCCCUCCUCUUUUGCCCUCUUAGAAGAGCUUUCUCGUCCUCCAGAAAGAUCUGAGCGAAAGAACCAGCAGCUGUGUUGCAACAUCAGAGAAGGAGAAGGUCAUCUUAUGUGAUGGGGCUGUCUGUUUGCUACCAUCCCCAUCUACCAGACUUACUGCUGUAUUUUUUAAAAUUGUACUUUGCAACAGGAGAGCAGUAAGUCUCUGAGCUGAAUAAUAUCAUUCUGUCACUUCUGCAGUUAAAGCGAAGUAAGUGUCCUUGCCCAGAGGUGCUGGUGCUGCUUUGAGGCUAGUGAAGGCUAAGUCGCAGUUCUCCAUAUUAUGCUAUAAAAACGCAACUCUGUGCUUUUAUGAUUUUCUAAAGCUCAUGUGAAAUUACCUAAAAUAUGGUAUGCUGUUAUCUUGAGGCAAUUUAAAAUAACUGAUUUCCUUAGCUUCACUUACAUAUGCUACAAAACCCUGCAGUUCUCCUCACAGUGUCUUAGGCCAUAACUGGUAUCCGCAGCUUCGUGCUUUUAUCCGGAGCUGAAGGUGUCACAUUGUCGUCUCUUGGGGGACUGCAAAUCCACGCCUACACGCACUGGCUUACUUGCAAACAAACCGUACUGGUUCUGCAGAACCAGGGACUGAAACACAACAUACUACUAGCAUUAUAUUUAUAGUAGCAAAAUACACGAUGACAGUACUAGGUUGUUUUUUUUUUUAAUUCUCAAAUGCUAUCAAAACAUUAUUUAUGAAAUAAUUCACUCUUCCUUUAAAGCAGUAUAUGCAUAGCCAUGAGCUGCAGUUGGAUAGAGGAGUGAUGAUAGUGAGUUUUCUAUUGUGCUUUUUUCCGUUCCCGUCAUUCAGCAGUACUUGUACAUGUUACGCAGCAGUGGUACUAUGCGCUUUGUCCUCUGGUGUGUGAUUGACCUUGGUUUAAACUGUUGCUAUAAACAUCUGUGUGAUCGGU
Molecule: messenger RNA, 6802 nt
Organism: Falco peregrinus (peregrine falcon)
Lineage: Eukaryota; Metazoa; Chordata; Aves; Falconiformes; Falconidae
Gene: SYNJ1
Product: synaptojanin 1
Exons: 33
Coding region: 126-5018 (1630 amino acids)
Biological process (GO): phosphatidylinositol dephosphorylation; synaptic vesicle endocytosis; brain development
Cellular component (GO): perinuclear region of cytoplasm; presynapse
Molecular function (GO): phosphatidylinositol-4,5-bisphosphate 5-phosphatase activity; RNA binding
Source: RefSeq, a predicted model, not a curated record